AUGGCUUUGAACAUCCCUGGUCUGGUUGUGGUGGUGCUGUUCUACCUCCUGGUUUUGGGGACGGGGAUUUGGGCUUCCAAGAAGUCUAAGAGGGUUGAGAGGGCGAACCAGGGAAACAGGUCAGAAGUGAUGCUUCUUGGAGGCAGGAGUAUCAACUUGAUGGUGGGAGUUUUCACCAUGACUGCUACGUGGGUUGGAGGUGGUUUCAUCCUCGGUGUGGCUGAAGCAGUGUACUCUCCGAAAAUGGGCUUAAUAUGGGCACUUAUGCCUGUGCAAUACUCUGUGUCCUUUAUAAUUGGUGGUCUUUUUUUUGCCAAGCCAAUGAGGGACAAGAAGUAUGUCACCAUGAUGGACCCAUUCCAGAUUAAGUAUGGAAAAAUUCUGAGUGGUGCAUUAGCACUGCCCGCCCUGCUGACGGAUGUGCUCUGGGUCUCCUGCACUCUAGUUGGCUUAGGAUCAACCAUGAGUGUGAUACUGGAAAUACCCUACUUCUAUGCUAUUUGGAUCUCUUCAGCAGUGGCCAUUCUCUACACAUUGUUAGGAGGCCUUUAUUCUGUGGCCUACACUGAUGUCAUCCAGCUUUCUCUAGCAUUCAUCGGUCUGUGGAUAUGUAUCCCCUUCCUUCUACUCAACCCCACAUCCACAAACAUCGCCCACACAGCUUUUAACCACAUGUAUCAAGACCCCUGGAUAGGCACUUUGGAGCUGGCCCAAGCUUGGAGGUGGACUGAUGACUUCUUAAUGCUGGGUCUGGGUAGUGUGGGAUUCCAGUGCUUCCACCAGAGGACACUGUCUGCCGCCUCCUCAGCAAAGGCCCAGUUCACCUGCUUUGCUGCUGCCCUUGUCAUUGCCAUCCUUGGAAUCCCUUCUGUCUUGGUUGGGGCUGUGGCAGCCUCCACAGACUGGAACCGGACCAUGUACGGUUCUCCAUCUCCAUAUGAACGUGGUGAUGUGUUUUUGAUUCUUCCCCUGACCUUACAAAACCUCACCCCGUCUUAUAUCUCUGUUAUUGGGAUUGGAGCUGUGGCUGCUGCUGUCAUGUCAUCCACAGACUCUGGCCUGCUGUCAGCAACCUCUGUUUUCUCCACCAACAUCUACAAGAACAUCUUGCGUAAACAGGCAUCAGACCGUGAGAUGGAGUGGGUGAUUCGGGUCUCAGUGGUGGUGGUGGGCCUGGUCGGCACGGCUCUAACAUUCCAGACCAAAAGUGUCCUGAUGCUCUGGAUCCUUGGAGCAGAUGUUGCCUACACCCUUAUAUUCCCACACCUGGCUUCCAUCCUCUUCUUUAAGGUGUCAAAUGGUUACGGGGCCUCUGUGGGUUUCAUUGUUGGUGUGACAGUAAGAAUUUUGUUGGGAGAGGAGUCUGUAGGUCUUCCUGCUAUCUUCCCACUUCCCGGCUGCAUGGUGGAAGAUGGAGUCUGCAGCCAGCGGCUUCCUGUCAGGACAAUCUCCAUGCUCACCACCUUUAUGACCAUCUUGUUUUUUUCUGCCCUGGCCUCGUUCAUGUUCAGCCAUGACCUGUUACCCGAAAGGUGGGACGUGUUCAAGGUAAAAUGUGAUGUUUCUACAUCACCAGUGGAUCCAGUCACACAGAGCCUCAAAGAGGAUGCUGGAUGCAACUCAGUCUCUGAUGAAAAUGAACAUGGAUUUGCUUUACAGCCAGUGCUGUAG
Molecule: messenger RNA, 1671 nt
Organism: Myripristis murdjan (pinecone soldierfish)
Lineage: Eukaryota; Metazoa; Chordata; Actinopteri; Holocentriformes; Holocentridae
Product: high affinity choline transporter 1-like
Exons: 8
Coding region: 1-1671 (556 amino acids)
Biological process (GO): choline transport; acetylcholine biosynthetic process; transmembrane transport
Cellular component (GO): plasma membrane
Molecular function (GO): choline:sodium symporter activity
Source: RefSeq, a predicted model, not a curated record